Drosophila elegans is the source of this 2477-nucleotide messenger RNA. Its product is annotated as probable cytochrome P450 6a19. The transcript has 2 exons. Lineage: Eukaryota; Metazoa; Arthropoda; Insecta; Diptera; Drosophilidae. Gene Ontology annotation, molecular function: oxidoreductase activity, acting on paired donors, with incorporation or reduction of molecular oxygen; heme binding; iron ion binding. The record is from RefSeq and is a predicted model, not a curated record. Bases 759 to 2267 code for a protein of 502 amino acids.
AGGUACUAUAAAAAGUACUCAAUACCUCUCCCAUUAGAAACACUUUGCAGGCAUGCGUUUAGGCACACCUAACGAAAUGACCGAGUCAAAGUUUUUACCUAAAGUUUCCAAGUACUUUACUCCAAAGGGCAUAGUAGUUGUAAUCCCAGCUCUGGGGGGCAUUCACUAAGAUACUAAAAUACUUUGAGAACCGGAAAAAUUUAAGUCAGACCGCUUUACGGAUCACCUGUUCUUUUUGGGUAAAGGUUCACGGAACUGUAGUGUAUUGCGAUGUGGAUAAAUGCAAAACUAUGUGUGAUUGACCUAUCUUUCUGAAAACCUAUAUUUCGGAAAAACAAAUAGAGGUUUCACUUAAGAGCCUUCUUCUUUCAUCCGAAAAUGGAAUUAAUCUCAGAGUGGAGAGGAUCUCAAAACGACAUUAUACAAUAUUAAUUAUUUCUUAAAUGUGUUACUUUGUUAAUUUUAGAAUGAAAGAACUGAAGGCAGCAUUAGUGUACCCUCAUUUAUAAGCCCAGUUCAAAGAAACUUGAACUUUAGAAUAUUUUGAAACUUAUUGACGUUCGGUUGCAUUUGGUUUAUUGCUCCUAUUAACAUAGUCUAAGCCUCUGUUAUUUCCAAUUGAAGCUUUUUUUUAGAAGUGAUCUGUUAAACUUUCGUGAUUUAGAUCUAGCAAAGAGCGCUGGCCGAUAGGAUAAUCCAAAGCUACUUUUUGUGAUCGAAGCCACGUGUUUUAGGCCCACCACUUCAGUGUUCUUAUAAUGGCUAUUCUGCUUGGUUUGCUGGUGGGUGCUCUUACCCUCGCUGUUUGGUGGGUGCUCCAAAACUACACCUACUGGAAGCGCCGAGGUAUUCCCCAUGAUCCGCCCAACAUUCCACUGGGCAACAUCGGCGAAUUAUGGCGGACGAGGCCGUUGGCCCACAUUCUUAAGCGAACUUAUUUGAAAUUCAAGAACAAGACGGACGGACCUUUUGUCGGCUUCUACGCGUAUGCAAUGAAGUAUAUUGUGAUCACCGACAUUGAUUUUGUGAAAACCGUACUGGUUACGGACUUUAACAAGUUCCACGAUCGCGGAGUCUAUCACAACGAAAGGGAUGAUCCGCUGACCAACAAUCUAACCACUAUCGAGGGUCAAAAGUGGAGAAAUCUGCGCCAUAAGCUAACUCCGGCCUUUACGCCUGUUAAAAUAAAGAACAUGUUCCCAGCCGUUUUGGGUGUGGCUCAUGAACUUAUCCAGGUGAUCGAUGAGCAGAUCUCGAGCUCUCCACAGACCAUAGAAGUCGCCGAUCUGAUGGCUCGCUUCACUGCCGACGUAAUUGGCAUCUGUGCCUUUGGCCUGGAGUGCAAUAGUUUGCGGGAUCCCAAGGCGGAAUUUGUGAAAAUGGGUGAGACGGCGUUGAGGGAACGUCGUCAUGGCUUUCUGGUGGACCUCCUCGUCUUCGGAGCACCCAACUUAGCCGUGAAGUUGGGCAUCGAGAUGCUGCUGCCGUCGGUGCAGUCAUUCUACAUGAAUAUUGUAAGGGACACCAUAGAUUAUAGGGUGAAGAACAAGGUAACUCGGAACGACUUUAUGGACUUGCUGAUCGAUAUGAAAUUGAAAUACGAUAAUGGCGAUAAGCAAGAUGGCCUCACCUUCAAUGAGGUGGCUGCCCAAGUAUAUUCAUUUUUCCUGGCUGGCUUCGAAACGAGCUCCACAACCAUGGGAUUUGCCCUCUAUGAACUGGCCAGCAAUCAGGAUGUCCAGGAUAAACUGAGGCUGGAAGUGGACACUGUGCUGGCGAGGCAUGAUGGGCAACUAAACUACGACAGCUUGCGAGAGCUGACGUAUCUGGAAAAGGUCACCGAUGAAACCCUGCGAAAAUAUCCCGUUGUGGGUCAUUUGGUGCGGAUUGCAACUAAACCCUAUGUGCAUAGCAGUCCAAAAUAUUUUAUUGAGCCGGGAACGGGAGUUCUGGUGUCCACUUUGGGCAUCCACCAUGAUCCUGAGUUCUACCCGGAGCCCGAAAAGUUCAUCCCAGAGCGCUUCGAUGUGGAGCAGGUGAAAAAGCGGCCACCAUGCUCUUUCCUGCCCUUUGGGGAGGGUCCCCGGAAUUGUAUAGGCGUUCGAUUCGGACGGAUGCAGGUCGUCGUCGGAUUGGCCCUGCUCGUCCACCGUUUUAAGUUUGAAUUGCAUCCGACGAAGACGUCAGUGCCAGUCAAGUACAAAAUCAAGAAUCUUCUGUUGAGCUCCGAAGGCGGCAUCAACCUUAAUGUCAGCAGGAUAGUGUAAAAAAAAUUUUAAAAUGUUAAUUUUUUUAAAGAAUGUGGUUUGAAAAAGUGCGUUUAAGGUGUUUUAUAAAGUUUGUUAGAAUAUUGUUUUUAUUAAAAUAUUGUAUAUAUUGUAAUGAGAGGUUAUGAGUUUUAUGCCUAUUCAAGAAUUAUUGGAAACCAAUAUUUGUAUUUAAAAUUUGUUUAAAAGAAAAUGUAUAGCACCCCCUAU